Messenger RNA from Rubroshorea leprosula, 2599 nucleotides. The record is from the annotation of a GenBank genome assembly. NCBI's taxonomy places the organism in Eukaryota, Viridiplantae, Streptophyta, Magnoliopsida, Malvales, Dipterocarpaceae.
AUCCUAAUUAGACCCACACUCCAACUGCUUCCCUCUGCUUGCUCACACCCAAAUCAUUCCACUCAAGAUUUACGCGCGACGGAUUUGGUUUAUUUUAUUUUCAAGACCGGCAAUCUGGAUUCUUUCUUUGCACAGAACGAAACAAAAGAAAAGCUGGUGCGCUAAAUGUUCUCUUCAUUCAUUUCAUGAAUAAAUGUUGAAGAAUCUGCAACAACUCGUUUUCUCUCUAGCAAUGAAACGGAAGAAGCGAGAACGUAACGGUCUUGUUGGAGGAAAUCACGCCGCCGAUCCCUUUGCUACCGUGUUCUAUCUCUUCUUCUUCCGGCGGCGCCACCGCCUCUUCCCUCUCCUCUCCGCCGCCUCCGGUUGUAUUCUCCUUGUCCUCGCCGCAGUCUCCGUCUUCGCUCCGCCGCCUACCGCCACCAAUGACCUCCUCCACCACUCGUCACCUGUGAAUGAUGGAGCGGCUUUGGUGUCUUUGGAAUUGGAGGCUGAUAAUACUCUAUUUCAAGUUCCGGAUGGUGGAGGGAAUUUAGGUCGUCAUCUGUGGAGCUCAAGGGGAUCGGAAUUCUACUAUGGAUGCAGCAAUGCAAGUCAUAAGUUUCAAACUGCUGAUGUAAAAAUGCAGCCAAAUCGAUACUUGAUGAUUGCUACUAGUGGAGGCUUAAAUCAGCAGAGAACAGGGAUAACAGAUGCUGUGGUUGUAGCAUAUAUUCUGAAUGCAACUCUUGUCAUUCCUAAGCUGGAUCAGAAUUCUUACUGGAAUGAUAGCAGUAAUUUUGGUGAAAUAUUUGAUGUUGACUGGUUCAUUUCAUCCCUCAUGAAAGAUGUUAUGAUCAUCAAAGAACUCCCAUCUAAGAGAGGGAAAGUUUGGACUCCAUAUAACAUGCGUGUUCCAAGGAAGUGCAAUAGAAAAUGCUAUGAGAAUCAGGUUCUACCGGUUCUAAAUAAGAAGCAUGCUGUGCAGCUGACAAAAUUUGAUUACCGGCUUUCAAAUAGGCUGGAGACAGAUUUACAAAAGCUCAGAUGUAGGGUCAACUACCAUGCUCUAAGGUUCACUGAUCCCAUUCUUCAAAUGGGUCAACUAUUGGUUGAUAGAAUGAGGAUGAAAACCAAGCAUUUUAUUGCCUUGCACUUGAGGUUUGAACCUGAUAUGCUUGCAUUCUCUGGAUGUUAUUAUGGUGGAGGAGAUAAAGAAAGGAAAGAACUUGGUGCAAUCCGGAAGAGGUGGAAAACUUUACAUGCAAGCAACCCCGAAAAGGUGCGAAGGCAUGGAAGAUGUCCACUUACCCCAGAGGAAGUUGGUCUAAUGCUAAGAGCAUUAGGUUUUGGAAGUGAUGUUCACAUCUAUGUAGCUUCAGGUGAAGUGUAUGGGGGUGAAGAGACAUUAGCCCCUCUCAAAGCACUCUUCCCAAAUUUUCAUUCAAAAGAAACUAUAGCAACCAAGGAGGAGUUGGAACCGUUUUCAGCAUUUUCUUCUCGCAUGGCUGCACUGGAUUACAUUGUUUGUGAUGAAAGUGAUGUUUUUGUCACAAACAAUAAUGGAAACAUGGCUAGAAUGUUGGCUGGACGAAGGAGAUACUUCGGACACAAACCAACAAUCCGACCAAAUGCCAAGAAGCUAUACCGGUUUUUCUUGAACCGAAACAACAUGACAUGGGAAGAAUUUGCAUCUAAGGUCAGAACUAAUCAGAUUGGCUUCAUGGGAGAGCCAAAUGAGGUGAAACCUGGAAGAGGUGAGUUUCACGAAAAUCCAUCAUCCUGCAUAUGUGAAGAUUCUGAAGCAAAGGCUAGGGGAAGUCCAACUGCACAAAACCAAACUCCUGAAGAACUUAUAAACAAGGAGAAUAACAAGGAUGCUGGUGACGCCACUGAUGAGCAGUCCAUUGAGGAUGAACAAGAUGCAUCCGAUGUGGAUUAUUUGGACAUCAGAAGUGGGCUAAGGGAGCUACCUAAUGAAACUAAUAUUGACACCAUUCAACUUAAACCAGAGCAACCAGAAGUUGAAGAGUUCUUUUCAGACUAAGUGGAGGAGCCUGCAGUAUUUAUUGACAAGUGUUUGGUGACCGAUCCCUGGUGAAAUUUUUUCUCAAAUUCUUUGGUUCUUUCAACAAAGAAGCCAAGUGGUUUUGCUUCCGCAGAUACAUUUUUGCCUACUCCAACAGAUGAUACAGGAUGAGAAAGCACUGUAUAUAGCUAUUCAGCAGCUUCGUUAGUCGGUAUCCAGUUUCUUGUAAAUGUUGUCACAUAAUUGGGUCCUGGAGGUUUUGCCGCUUCAUCCUGGUAAAUGCUCUCUUUAUUAAGCUAAAAGCUAUUUAUAUUUGUGGCAGGAGACCAUAUUUUAUGCCUUUCUUUUUUCUUGUUUUGUUCAUUACAUGAUUCCUGCCCAAGGCAUGGUCUCUCUUUGAAGGAAUGGAAAGUGGAAAACAGGAAAAGAGAUAACAGUCGUUUUAAUUAGUUAUUAGGUUUUAGUUUACCUUUUUUUUUUUCUUUUUUAUUUUAUUUUAUUUUAUUUUAUAUUCCCCUAUAACAAAGAAAAGUAUCUUGUCUCCAAUGCUUUCAAUGUUAGAUACAGCAAAAAGAAAUAGAACUCAGAGAA